UCAGCUGAUAUUUUGUGAUUCUCGUUUUGCUUCGCGUUCGCAUAAGAUUCGCAUGUUUGUGAUGUUUUUAUUUUGCUUCUCGAAGGUAAAAGAACCCUGCACAAGAAAUAGUCUCUUAGACAUGUACUUCCGAAGGAUUUAGCAAGGAGAAAAAUUUGGAUAGAGAGAAUAAAUAAUAAAAAAUCUUUCUCUCGACCAGAUUCUUGUUGAGUUUGCGAAAAACAUUUUGAUUCGAGAUGUUUCCAAAAUGGAAAAUGGAUUAAAAAUUCCUUACCUACCUUGAAUAUCCCUGGAUAUGUUCCAACAGGCGAUGACUAUAGAUAUAAAGCUCCUAUAAGAGAUAUUUUGCCGAUAAGAAGAGAUAUCGUAGCGGAAAUAAGAGGUAGAAUAAACGGUCUAAAACUUAUACCUACCUAUAAAAAGAAGAUAGUUGUGUUUUGGUGAUUUCCACGUAAAGGUGCUUCUCAGGAGGAAGUUGGUAUUUCAUAGCAACAUGGUGUUUUCCUGCUGUGUACCGCUUUGUAACAAUACCGGGAAGACUGUCAAAAUGCACAUAUUUCCCACUGAUUAUAACAUGUAUCAAACGUGGAUAUCGUUAAUAAAAAAUCCCAAACUGACCGAAAGAGAUUUUCUUUCUGUACGAAAAAAUUUUAGAAUAUGCGACGUUCAUUUUGGGGAAUCUUCAAAACUCACAUUGGAACAAGGCACUGUCAGAAAUUCAAAUUUAAAAUAUGGAGUUGUGCCUUCCCUGUAUUUACCUGACGAUUGUAAGAAGCUUUUUACUAAGUCUGCGAAUUCAACUAAAAUGAAAGAUCCUUUAAACAACGAUGGCGCAGAUCAGCAACUGUCAACCUCUACCGACGAAUAUACGAACCAUCAAGAAAUCCCUGAUACUGCUACAGGUGAAACACGGACAGUUCUGGACCCGAUCACCGAUCCGAUAGGACCCCUAACAAAGCCACGUGUUACGUGUAGUAAGCAAAAUCCUAUUGCAGCAGACGAACAACAACAUGCCAUUGAGCAGCUUCUAAUUUCACAAUCGGAACCUCCUAACCUUAACGAAAUUUUUAAACAAGAAAUAUUGGAGGUUGAAUUUGAAAAUGUGGAACCUCCUCGAAAGAAAGUUCGACGCACGAAAUCACAGGCCAACGAAGAAGCAUGCCUGCUCAAUUUAGAUGCAGAAUCGACAGCCUCCAUUGCGGAAAGCUUGAAAGAAUUUACAGAGACUUAUAAAAGAAAUUCCACCGCAUCUUUGAAGUUAAAGUAUUAUGAACUGUUUCAAACGUUUGACGGGUUUGAGACAUUUCUUGACAGUGUUUGAUAAUAUUGUCACUUUUCUCUGUACAGCUGUAUAUACAGUAUAUAAGAUAGAUUUAAAUUGAUAUUUCUUAUGUAAUUUUUAUUCAGUCAUCAUUCAGAGGACUUUUGAUCAUAAGACGUUUUAAUUUCUUUUUAUAUUUGACGUUUUACGAAGCAUUUAUUGUUAUAAAAAUUUGAGAUAUAAUGUUGAACUAAAGUUUUUGAAAUCGACAUGCGUUUGAAUAUUAUUUAAAAUAAAUCCAUGUUAUGUGGUUAAAAAUAUUGUAAAUAAAUCCUUUAUAUGCCUACCUCUCUUAAUGAUAAAUAGUAUUUUUAAUAAAUAAAGAAUCUAUUCACAUUUAAAUAUAAGAUCCAUAC
Sitophilus oryzae (rice weevil) is the source of this 1677-nucleotide messenger RNA. RefSeq lists its product as uncharacterized. Gene Ontology annotation, molecular function: sequence-specific DNA binding. The record is from RefSeq and is a predicted model, not a curated record. The coding region runs from base 494 to 1321 and encodes 275 amino acids. Lineage: Eukaryota; Metazoa; Arthropoda; Insecta; Coleoptera; Curculionidae. The transcript has 7 exons.